Messenger RNA from Pollicipes pollicipes, 1437 nucleotides. Its product is annotated as zinc finger and SCAN domain-containing protein 10. Lineage: Eukaryota; Metazoa; Arthropoda; Thecostraca; Pollicipedomorpha; Pollicipedidae. Gene Ontology annotation, cellular component: nucleus. The coding region runs from base 167 to 619 and encodes 150 amino acids. Gene Ontology annotation, biological process: regulation of transcription by RNA polymerase II. The record is from RefSeq and is a predicted model, not a curated record. The transcript has 3 exons. Gene Ontology annotation, molecular function: DNA-binding transcription factor activity, RNA polymerase II-specific; sequence-specific DNA binding.
CGUCGGCAAGUACCUGGCCGGCGGCGUGUGCAGCAUCUGCGGCGAGCACGUGCCAGAAAAGCUGCGCAAGCACGAGCGGCUGCACAACAUCACGCACACGUGCCCCAUCUGCAAGAAGGUGUUCACGCGCGAGGACGUGGUGCGGGGACACAUCAAGCGCGUGCACAUGAAGGAGCGGCCUCACGUCUGCGCCCAGUGCGGCAAGACGUUUGUCUCCGUCUACAGCCUGCAGCGACACGAGAUGAUCCACAACAACGAGUACCGUUUCUACUGCCAGGAGUGCGGCGACGGCUUCCGCCAGAAACAGCAGCUGACGGCGCAUAUGCGCCACAAACACGGCGUCGUCGACGUCGUGUUCGAGGACGUCCAGGUGAUGCCGGAGGGCUCGGCCGUGGUCGACGCCAUGGCCGUGAUGACUGACGGCGGCGUGUCGGUGUACCGCGGCGCCGUGCUCGAGCACGACCAGUACGACAAGGAGGAGUACGUCAUAGCCACCAGCAGCGCCGACGGCGACGACGACGGCGUGCGCUUCAGCGGCGUUUCCGACGCGGAGGACCACAUCUACCGCACAGCGCUGCCCCACGCGGCCGGUGAUGGCGUGCAUCUGGAGCACCAGUAACCGGCGUCGGAGGCUGGACCGGCCUCGAGAGCGGCGGCUGUGGUGAGCCGGGGAGCGAACCGACCCGCAGGAUCAGGUGGCGACGUCAGAGGCUGGACCGUCCCUGAGAGCGGCGGCUGUGGUGCGUCGGAGAGCGGACCGACCCGCAGGAUCAGGUGGCGACGUCAGAGGCGGGACCGGAGUGGGGGAGCGAGGAGCAUGGUCAGGUACGGGUGGGGUUCCAGUGGCGCGGCGCGGUGCAGCCCGGCGCGGCGUCAGUAACGGGGCUGGACGGAAGCUGCGGAGGAUGGCGACGGACGCUGGACUCGAGCUGGGAAAGCACCAGCCCUGCGCGGCCGGAAAACUGCGGUGAAGGCGCGCUCCAACCUGCCUCACUUGUGGCUAUCUGUCUGAACUGUCUGGUCGGCGGCGCCCUCUGGAAGCGAACGGCUGCCCGGUCUCGGCGGCUGUCCGGUCGUCUCAGCGGUGCUGGACGGCACUCCUGGUACCAAACAGCUGCGGGUGGGCGAUGCGCGGUCGUUUUUCAUCGGUGAUUGAGUGCUGGCUUCAUCGAGGAGGCCAGGUCUGGACGUGGGAGAAUUGUAGGCUCACGUGUGAUGUUCUUCCCGUGCAUUGAGCAAAGGGGUGUACGAUGGGGUGUGAAAGUUGGCGACGCGACUUCCGACAACUAUUUGGCUGUCUUCUUGACGACAUGCAAAGUUUCGAAUCUUUUCGUCCAUUUCCUCCUUCGCCCACGUUAUUUGGUUUGAACUUGCUUGUAUGUACUCGCUGUGCCAGCGUGCUGGGUGGCUUCAUAUGGAUCAUGAUGCGCACUUGAA